AUGGCCCUCAUCACCAUCUCAGGCUAUCCCUCCUCUGGAAAAUCAACCCGCGCAGCCCAAAUAUACGACUUCUUCUCCUCCUCACUCCAAUCCUCAGAUCCGAGCCCACAGCUCAAAGUAAAAGUCAUAUCAGACGAUGAUCUGGCUGUCGACCGCUCGUCUUACGAUGACUCCCUUCAAGAAAAAACCGCCCGCGCCACUCUCUUCACCGCUAUCACAAGGCAUAUAGCCAGAGAUACGAUCUUAAUCGUAGACGGGAUGAACUACAUCAAGGGGUUUAGAUACCAGUUGUAUUGCAAGGCGCGAGAGGCAGGCGUAAGGGUUGCUACGGUCUAUGUCCUCGCUACGCCUGAUCAAUGUCGGAAGUGGAAUACUGAACGAUCAGAUGAGAAGAGAUAUAACCGCGAAACGUGCGUCUUCUCCUCCCUCUCCACUGUCCCCAGUCCCUAA
Messenger RNA from Suillus clintonianus, 450 nucleotides. Its product is annotated as chromatin associated protein KTI12. The coding region runs from base 1 to 450 and encodes 149 amino acids. The record is from RefSeq and is a predicted model, not a curated record. The transcript is spliced from 3 exons. NCBI's taxonomy places the organism in Eukaryota, Fungi, Basidiomycota, Agaricomycetes, Boletales, Suillaceae.